CCGACAGCCAGGCAAGACAUAAGCAAGGAUAGACUAGAAAGGAAGCAAUGACUCCAAAUGUGGAUAGCCAGUCCUUUGGCACAGUACACCACUCCAAUGUCUACCUCUCCAUAUUCGCUCUGUUUUGCGUCAAGCUCUUUGUCAAGAUCAGCCUGAAUAUUCUCACCCACUUCUAUGUGGUGAAGGGGAAUCGGAAGGAGGCUGCCCGCAUUGCAGAAGAGUUUUAUGAUUUUGGACAAGGCCACAGGUCAUGGGCGGACCGGUCCCCUCUCCACGAGGCAGCGUGUCAUGGCCGUCUCCUGGCCCUCAGGACCCUUCUCUCACAGGGUUACAACGCAAACAUCCCUACCAUAGACCAUGUGACGCCGUUGCAUGAGGCUUGCCUGUCAGACCACGCGUCAUGUGCCAAGGCGCUCGUUGCAGCUGGUGCCAAUGUAAAUGCCACCACCAUUGAUGGGGUGACGCCACUGUUCAAUGCCUGCUCAGCGGGCAGUGCCACCUGUACAGAGGUACUGCUGGAAAACGGUGCCAAGCCCCAGUCAGAGAUGUGCCAGCCCUCGCCCAUACACGAAGCCUCCAGCAAAGGCAGAAGUGCUUGUCUGGAGGCGCUGAUCACAUGGGGAGCAGACGUGGACUAUGAUAUUCCUCACCUGGGAACCCCCCUGUACAUUGCCUGCAUCUCCUCAGGACUCCAGUGCACACAGAAACUCCUCGAUGGAGGGGCCAAUGUGCAGAAGGGCAGGUUCCUGGAGAGCCCGCUCCAUGCAGCAGCUCAGAAGGACUCUACUGAGAUCAUCAAUGUGUUGUUAGAGUUUGGAGCGAACAUUAACGCUAAAAACCUAGAGCUGAAGAGACCGGUGGAGUCAGCCCCACCUAACAGCUCAGCAGAGGAGACGUUACUGCUGUAUGAAGCAACACCUCAGUCACUAUGUCAACUGUGUCGUCUCAGUGUCAGAGAUUAUAUGGGCCGAUCUCGACUACACCUCAUCCCUCAGUUACACCUCCCCAACCCUCUCAAACGCUUCCUCCAGUACAGAUAGAACACAACGCUCUCUCUCUUUCUGUCUCUCUUUCUGUCUCUCUUUCUGUCUCUCUUUCUGUCUCUCUUUCUGUCUGUCUGUCUGUCUGUCUGUCUGUCUGUCUGUCUGUCUGUCUGUCUGUCUGUCUGUCUGUCUGUCUGUCUGUCUGUCUGUCUGUCUGUGUCUGUCUGUCUGUCUGUCUGUCUGUCUGUCUGUCUCUCUGUCUGUUGCUCUCUCCCUUCCCCUCUCUGUUUCUCUCUGUCUUCCUGUUUCUCUCUCUUUCUAAAUGAGAGAGCAUCGUCAUAAUAGAGGAUAUUCUCUCUCCCACCCUCUCUCUUUCUCUCUGUUUCUCUCUCUUUCUAAAUGAGAGAGCAUCGUCAUAAUAGAGGAUAUUCUCUCUCCCACCCUCUCUCUUUCUCUCUGUUUCUCUCUUUUUCUAAAUGAGAGAGCAUCGUCAUAAUAGAGGAUAUUCUCUCUCCUACCCUCUCUCUUUCUCUCUGUUUCUCUCUCUUUCUAAAUGAGAGAGCAUCGUCAUAAUAGAGGAUAUUCUCUCUCCCACCCUCUCUCUUUCUCUCUGUUUCUCUCUCUAAAUGAGAGAGCAUCAUCAUAAUAGAGGAUAUUCUCUCUCCCUCCCUCUCUCUUUCUCUCUCUUUCUUUCUCCGUCCAUCUUUAUCAUCAAGGGAAUGUUUUAUUACUCACUGAACCUUGUUUCUUUUUAACCCAGAACCUCAAAUGCACCGAAUCCCUCCCAUUCACUGACACCUGUUUCCACUCUUUCUCUGAAGCACCAACGUACAAGGUCAUGUAAAUAUGUAUAUUCUGUUACAUUGGCCAAAACAACAACUCUUAUGCUAAUCAGAUGUACUGUGAAUAAUAUUGCAUUUCAAUUAUUUUCUUAUAUAAUAUUAGCCAGCUAAUAUAUUAACGUGACCCGUAUAUGCAUAACUCACUGAAAAAUGUACAGUAUUUUGCCAAAACUCAUUUCACAUACCUCUCACCUGUUUCACUCUAAUAAAUAAGAAUGUUAUUCCA
Molecule: messenger RNA, 2051 nt
Organism: Oncorhynchus masou masou (cherry salmon)
Lineage: Eukaryota; Metazoa; Chordata; Actinopteri; Salmoniformes; Salmonidae
Product: ankyrin repeat and SOCS box protein 5-like
Exons: 7
Coding region: 48-1040 (330 amino acids)
Biological process (GO): intracellular signal transduction; positive regulation of protein catabolic process; protein ubiquitination
Molecular function (GO): protein binding
Source: RefSeq, a predicted model, not a curated record